AUGCGCUGGUGGAACGCCUUGAUCCUGGCCGCUUGCACCGGCCAGACGGCUGCGCAUGUGGAUCCAAACAAUCCCAGCCAUAGCCUACCAAAGCUUGCCGGGGGCAGAAGAUUUUUGUCGGAAUUUAAAGGGGGAAGGAGAUGGGAUAACCAGGCACGCGCUAUGCGGAGAGCAGAAAUGGUAGAAGCUCGGGAUGAAGAGGAACUCGAGGAGCGAGGAGAACUUGAGCCACGACAGAGAAGCGGACGGUGCGGCGCGGGUCGUGGUAGUUGCGCGGCUAGCCAAUGUUGCUCGGCUGAAGGCUAUUGCGGCGUAGGAGAAGAUUAUUGUACUUCACCCGACUGUCAAAUUAACUAUGGACCUGCAUGUGACGGUAACCAAAAGCCUGACGGCGUGGACACAUCGACUAUUGCGCGCCCAAAACUAGGCAAGGUACGAUACGGCGGCGUGGGCAUUUACGACUGCGUAAACCAAGGUGAUAUUGCUGUAACCUUUGACGAUGGCCCAUACGAAUAUACCAACGACCUCCUCGAUAAGUUUGCAAAAUACGAGGCGAAAGCCACGUUUUUCAUUACUGGCAACAACAUCGGCAAGGGAAAAAUUAACGACCCAGACUUACCCUGGGCCUCCGUCAUUCAACGAAUGGCCGCCGAGGGUCAUCAGAUCGCAAGCCAUACUUGGUCGCACGAAAACUUCAGCCAGUUGACUACAACCCAGUUCAAGAACCAAAUUAUAUGGAAUGAGAUUGCUUUUAAUGAUAUCCUUGGAUAUUUUCCUACCUAUAUGAGGCCACCCUAUUCCAUCUGCGCCGCUGCUUGUCAGACCCAGUUAGCUAACCUUGGAUAUCACGCUAUAUACUUUGACUUGGACACGGAAGGAUACCUUCAUGACGAUGCCAGCCAGAUCCAGACUAGCAAAGACAUCUGGGAUGACGCAGUUGAUGGAUCCAGCCCAUGUGAGGAUAGCUAUCUCGAGAUCGAGCAUGAUAUCCACUACCAAACUGUUUAUAACCUCACAGACUAUAUCCUCGACUCGCUCUUUAGCCAUGGCUAUAGGUCUGUCACUGUGGGGCAAUGCUUAGGCGAUCCCCCUGAGAAUUGGUACCGUGCUGGCACCGGUAAGGUUCCCGAGUAUAACUUCACCAUCCGUGCUCCGACCGGCACUUGGUCUUGCCUGAACCCUACGCCUACUUCUACCCGCCCAAGCCAGCCGACUAGCACGUUGAAGAUUAGCGAAGAUGGUCGAUGCGGCGACGGAGUAACUUGCGCGGGCUCUGAAUACGGAAAUUGUUGUUCUACCAAUAAAUGGUGCGGUGGCUCCAUCGACUAUUGCGGCUCGAACUGUAGCCCGGAGUUUGGAACCUGUUCCUCGGCGGACUCGCAAAUCCCGACCAGCAUCCCGCUCCCUAACGGACCGGGAACCCCUGAUGACCCCAUAACCACCACGGGAUCGGCACCCGCCCCCACCGGAACGCUUCAAGUGUCGAUUGAGGGAAACUGCGGUGAUGGAUUCACUUGCGAAGGAUCGGAGUUUGGAAACUGUUGUUCAGAGUCAGUGUAG
This is a messenger RNA of Daldinia childiae, 1560 nucleotides long. Its product is annotated as Bifunctional xylanase/deacetylase. Gene Ontology annotation, biological process: carbohydrate metabolic process. The transcript is spliced from 6 exons. Gene Ontology annotation, molecular function: hydrolase activity, acting on carbon-nitrogen (but not peptide) bonds; chitin binding. The record is from RefSeq and is a predicted model, not a curated record. The coding region runs from base 1 to 1560 and encodes 519 amino acids. Lineage: Eukaryota; Fungi; Ascomycota; Sordariomycetes; Xylariales; Hypoxylaceae.